Messenger RNA from Cordyceps militaris CM01, 789 nucleotides. RefSeq names its product C2H2 finger domain protein, putative. NCBI's taxonomy places the organism in Eukaryota, Fungi, Ascomycota, Sordariomycetes, Hypocreales, Cordycipitaceae. The transcript is spliced from 2 exons. The record is from RefSeq and is a predicted model, not a curated record. Bases 1 to 789 code for a protein of 262 amino acids.
AUGUCUAAAAUCCAGGUUUCACAGUGGAUUGAUAUUUCUGAAGCCCCGAGUGCUGAGAAACCGGGACAGGUCUCGGAAGUUGAUUUUCCCGGGCUCCCCAAAUCGAACGAGAUGAAAAGCCCGCCAAGCAAGAAAAUAACAGUUGAGCAAGACGACCAAAGCUUGCUCAUUGAUUUAUCAUCGGACCUGGCAGUCAAAUGGCAGACCUCAACACAGGGCAAGGGACAAACCUCUCAAAAAGACAAGUCACCCCCGGAAACAUCGAAAAGUUCCUCAGUCACUAAGUGGCAAGGCUCCUGGGGGACCAAAGAUAUCCAAGAGGCACUCGCAAAAGACCGCGAGAAGGGGUGCAUCGCACGGCCUACGCUUGCAGCGGAGGUGACAAGGGCGACGCCCGAGUAUCUAGCCGAUGAGAUGGAUAUGGACGACCCAGAGCAUCCAUACUUCUGCGCCUCUAAUUAUUUUUGCAUCGGCAUGAACAAAUAUGUCUGCCCUAAACUUGGAUGCGGCAAAUGCUUCGAUAACCAGCCAGCCAUCAUCAGGCAUCUAAAGUCUCCCGCACAUGGCGAUAAGUCGUAUCAGUGCCCUAAAUGCUCGCGGAUUUUUAAAUCGGUGGAAGCAAUUUCAUCCCACGCGGAGUCCGCGGGGCACUGCCGAGUUCGAGAGACGGAACACUAUGGCGCAUUCAUCGACCAGCUCACCGGAGGAAUUGUAGGGGUUGACUCCAGCGGUAGACAUGGCACUGUCAAGUAUAAUGCGAAUCAGUCAACUGACAAAGUUUUCUGGUGA